AUGGGGGACGCGACUACGAGGCCGGCUUCCUCGUCGGGCAGCUCCACCGAGCAGCUGAAUCCUGACCAGGUGCCGCCGGCUGAGAAGCCGCUCAAGAUCACCAAGAAGAAGCCCAAGCAAGGAUCCAGGGGGGCUGUGUCGUGGAGGAAUGACACCAUCGACAACGAGAACCUCAACCGCAUGAGUUCCAAGUGUUGCUGCAUCUACGUCAAGCCGACGAAAUUCGGGGAGGAUUCCGAAGAAAAUGAAGAAGAAGGGGAUUGCGAAAACUGCCGCGGUCACUUCCCAAAAGGCCGCAAAUUUCGCAAGGAUGGCCACAAAGACAAUCCGCCUGCCGGGAAAGCAGACCCCUCUGAAGAAAAACCUCAAAGCGCGCCCCGUCCCACGGGUUCGGGUCCGUAACGGCCACCUCAACAACACCGCUUUGCUCCCCAGUCAGCUAACGGCACAUGGCACAAGGGUAUCCAGGUGCUUUGCCUCGACUCUAUUGGGAAAGGAAUUGCGACUUUAAAUUCAUUAUGAAAGAAGGCAAUGAAAUUGUGUCGCAGUGGCCACUGAAGCGGCAUCUCCUGCAGCGAGAAUCACAGAGGUCGCCACGUCCAAGAAGCAUCAGGAGCUCCCUCUGGGUGCAGCAAUUUGUGGAGACGAGCCUUUAGCUGCACUGGCACAAGACGAGCGCGCUGUGUGCACGGUGAGGUCUCGUGGAUUCGCACAGACGUUCACGAAUGGUGGCGUGACGUAGAGCGAUUCGAUGCGAUAAAAUUUUUCCGAUCUUGUUAGCUCUUCAGUCACGCAUCUGGCACCACUGCAAUGAAGCAGACUGAUUCUCUGCGCGCGCGAGAAAAUGUUUUGAU
Messenger RNA from Rhipicephalus sanguineus (brown dog tick), 854 nucleotides. RefSeq names its product E3 ubiquitin-protein ligase PPP1R11. Gene Ontology annotation, cellular component: nucleus. The coding region runs from base 1 to 402 and encodes 133 amino acids. Lineage: Eukaryota; Metazoa; Arthropoda; Arachnida; Ixodida; Ixodidae. Gene Ontology annotation, molecular function: protein serine/threonine phosphatase inhibitor activity; protein phosphatase 1 binding. The transcript has 2 exons. The record is from RefSeq and is a predicted model, not a curated record.